AUGAGUGAUCCAGAGAGAAGAGUGGUUACAACCAUUCCAAGUUCGGACAAUGGUUCUGGCGCAUGCAAUAUUCAAAUAUGUCCAUCUACUCAGGAAUUAAGCAGUAGUAAUUCAGAGUUACGUGGUUCCCCUGAUCUAACGGAUUUUGUCAAUCAGAGAACGGAAGAUGAGCUAAAUGAACUGUUUGCCAAUCGAUAUACAAUGGCCAAUAAGCUGUAUGCAGAAGUUGCAAAUGGCUUUCCCGACCCAAUCAUUGUAUGUCCAUGGAGCAAAAGACCGAAAAGGAAAUUCGAUUACAUCAGCCGUCAGCGGAGACCCUCGAGAGGUGAAAGCAAACGAAAUGUUGGCUCAGAAUGGCAAAGUAGCAGAGGAAAUCCGAAUUACAACCCUUAUACUACACAGGAAUCGAAGAAAAGAUGUAAUCCAUUCACAGAUCACGUUUUUUAUCCAGGCAAAACCAAAAAGACGUAA
Cercopithifilaria johnstoni is the source of this 471-nucleotide messenger RNA. Lineage: Eukaryota; Metazoa; Nematoda; Chromadorea; Rhabditida; Onchocercidae. The record is from the annotation of a GenBank genome assembly.